This is a messenger RNA of Polistes dominula (European paper wasp), 1488 nucleotides long. Its product is annotated as ras-related protein Rab-30. NCBI's taxonomy places the organism in Eukaryota, Metazoa, Arthropoda, Insecta, Hymenoptera, Vespidae. The record is from RefSeq and is a predicted model, not a curated record. Gene Ontology annotation, molecular function: GTPase activity; GTP binding.
UUUAUAACUGUUAUGUAUACAUUUAUAUUUGUAUAGUAUGUAUUGCAUACCUAUGUGCAUAUUUCGUGUAUGCACUUGUAUGUGCAAUUAUAGAAUGCGCUCAUUGUGAUCUAGUAAUAAUAACAACUAUAGAUAAUAUAAUCGUUUUGACAGAAUGGCCAAGUGUUCUAAACCUGUUGUAAGACAAAUAUUAACCAUUUGUAUUUUAGAUUUGCAUAGAAUUAGAACGCUACAGUGAAAUAUAAUUCAAUAUCAAUUAAUUGUACAUAUUCGUAAUGAAUUUUCAUUCGUGAUAUCAAAAGGGUGGAUGAUAUCGUGAAAUUCUUUCUCCAAGUAUGUUGCAAUUCGAAGGUAACCAUCAAGGUAAUCUGAAAGUGUAGAAAGUGCGCGUGUUGUGUUUGCAAAUGUAUAGGUAGACUCACUUUUGUAAAACCGUUUUGGGAUAAACUACGGUGCAAAUGUGAUGGAGGACUACAAAUUUCUUUUCAAAGUUGUCCUGGUGGGCAAUGCCGGCGUUGGAAAAACUUGUCUUGUACGAAGAUUUACUCAGGGUUUAUUUCCUCCAGGUCAAGGUGCAACAAUUGGUGUUGAUUUUAUGAUUAAAACUGUGGAAGUAGAAAAUGAAAAAGUCAAGUUACAAAUUUGGGAUACAGCUGGACAAGAAAGAUUUCGUUCAAUAACUCAAAGUUAUUAUAGAUCUGCUCAUGCAUUGAUUUUAGUUUAUGAUAUUUCAUGCCAACCUACUUUCGACUGUUUACCUGACUGGUUAAGAGAAAUUGAAGAAUAUGCAAAUAACAAAGUUUUAAGGAUAUUAGUAGGUAAUAAGAUAGAUCGAGAAGAUAGAGAAAUACCAACUCACGUAGGUGAAGAUUUUGCACAAAGACAUGGAAUGUACUUUUUAGAAACAUCAGCUAAAGAAGCAGAAAAUGUAGAAAGAUUAUUUAUGGAAAUUGCUGCCGAACUUAUGGAUCAAGCACGCAGUAAGGAAUUACCUAGAUACGAAACAAAUGCAACUUCCAUAAAUGGAAAGACUACAUCAAUUGGUGAUACUAAUAGUUGCGGUUGCAGUCGUUUUUCUUAAAUACUUAUGGCUAUCAUAUUAUGUCAUUUGUAUGAAUUCAGCAGAACUGUCCAAUUAUAUUGGAUAUUUAUAUAAUAGAAUAAGAUUAUACGUUUUUCAUCUUAUAUAUUAACUGCAAUACUAGUCGAUGUUUCACACAUGCUCAGACAAUAUUAUCCUAUAUUCGCACACUCUUGAUAUUAUAUAUUAUUAGUAAAUAGCAAAAAUACUAUAUAUAUAUACUAUUUCAAUAAUUAGAGUGAAUUAAUUUUUACAAUGUUAUAAUUGUAUUUUAUUGUAAUGACAGACUCUAUCAGAUUAUUAGUUAAAUUUUUAUAAGAAUACUCUCUUUGUCUGAUUGAUCUGUCAUCAUUUUGAUAAGAUUUUCGUUGCUUCAGAAGUACAAAUAGUUUAUGUAUGAAUUUCGA